This is a messenger RNA of Portunus trituberculatus (swimming crab), 720 nucleotides long. It is a transcript of the gene GatC, whose product is annotated as glutamyl-tRNA(Gln) amidotransferase subunit C, mitochondrial-like. Gene Ontology annotation, molecular function: glutaminyl-tRNA synthase (glutamine-hydrolyzing) activity. The record is from RefSeq and is a predicted model, not a curated record. Gene Ontology annotation, cellular component: mitochondrion; glutamyl-tRNA(Gln) amidotransferase complex. NCBI's taxonomy places the organism in Eukaryota, Metazoa, Arthropoda, Malacostraca, Decapoda, Portunidae. Bases 1 to 540 code for a protein of 179 amino acids. The transcript has 6 exons. Gene Ontology annotation, biological process: regulation of translational fidelity; mitochondrial translation; glutaminyl-tRNAGln biosynthesis via transamidation.
AUGUGCCUUCCCUUGUACUUAUCUAAGGCUCAUACUGACACUGUGCCAUUUACUAAGGAGACUAUCAGACCGUGCCACCACCACCACCACCACCACCACCAGCGCACACUCGCCACAGCAACCCAGCCUCUGUGUCGCGAGUCGAAGGUACCCCAGGAGCCCCAUGUGGUCCCCUCCCUGCCCCCCAAGGCUCCACCCAAGCCCCAGGUGGACAUUCGACUGGUGCAGCUUCUGGAGAAACUAUCGCUGGUGAAUUUUGCCAAUAAGGAAGGCAUUGAAAGACUAGAGGCGGCCAUCGGAAUGGCAGAUCAGCUGAUCCAGGUGGAUACAACAGGUGUGGAGCCACUAAUUACCGUGCUGGAGGACAGGUCCCUUCCAUUGGCUGAGGACAAAGUGAUGUACGGCAGUCAGAAGGAGGAGCUGCUGGCUUGUGCCCACACCACACUGGAUGAUUACUUUGUGGUUCCGCCCGGGAAUGUCACGUACGAGGAGGAGAGGAGCUACCAUGCCUCACUCAAGCAGGAGCACCGGGAGGAGUGACACGAUGGGAGAGGAAGUAAAGCCAGCCCAGGAGUAAGUGAAGGGGAAACUUAAGAAAAACUAAAGAAAACGAGGAAAUAUACCGUGCCUGUUGUAAAGUUGUUUGUUAAUUUGUUAUUGCAAGUUAUGUAAUAUAGAAAGGGUUAUUAAGUUAUUUUUCUUUAAUAUAUGCUUCAGAAA